UCACAUCGGACCUAGUCGACAGUGAAUGAGUAUGGUGCUGCGAGGUAAACCCAGAGAAGAAGACUGCAAAAGAAGCAUUCCAUCGUACGCAGGUACAUGCCUGGACCUGUUACAUGUUUGCUUCAAGAUGAAGAACGAGAAGAAGGAAAGGGAAAGAAGGAGAGAAAGAGACACAGGCACUGUCUCUGCAAAGGAACCAUAGCCGUUGCGGCAGCACAUGCCCCCUCCUACGUGUCAGUAGCCAUAGUGUUCUGAUGCCGUACGAUGACAUGUCCGGGCGCACAAGAAAACGGCACGUACGUAUGUAAGCAGCGCAAACAGUCCCAUUCUCAGCGAGGGGUGAGCACCUCCGGGUCCCCGCGUCCAGAUGCGAACGCUUGUUUGCUUGGUGCUUGGUGCUUGGUGCUGCUGGUACUAUUGCUGCUAUUGCUGCAGUAAUUGUUAUUGCUAUUGUUAUUGUUAUUGUUAUUGUUAUUGUUAUUGUUAUUACCGCC
Molecule: messenger RNA, 494 nt
Organism: Exserohilum turcica Et28A
Lineage: Eukaryota; Fungi; Ascomycota; Dothideomycetes; Pleosporales; Pleosporaceae
Exons: 1
Coding region: 32-202 (56 amino acids)
Source: RefSeq, a predicted model, not a curated record